This is a messenger RNA of Talaromyces amestolkiae, 1599 nucleotides long. RefSeq lists its product as uncharacterized. The transcript has 2 exons. The record is from RefSeq and is a predicted model, not a curated record. The coding region runs from base 1 to 1599 and encodes 532 amino acids. Lineage: Eukaryota; Fungi; Ascomycota; Eurotiomycetes; Eurotiales; Trichocomaceae.
AUGUCAACGAUACUAUCGCGGCCUUCGCUCUUCGCCAGAGACAUUUAUAACCAUGUCCCGCCAAGUCCGCGCACUGCGCAACAAAAUAAUCCUACGUUGCUGGUAUGCUGGUGGUGUACUGCCGCAUCCUUGGUCAUCAUUGGCAUACGCAUGUUCGGCCGCUAUCGUCGAACAAAUCGAUUUUUCACCGAGGACAAGGUCAUGAUGGUUGCUGUUGUUCCAUUAAUUGUGAGAAUGACGCUGGUCCAUCUAGUGCUAAUCUGGGGUACAAAUAACGCCAAAACGGAUGGAUUGUCGGAAAUGGAUAUUCGAGAUCGGGAAAUUGGUAGUCGACUUGUAUUGGCGGCUAGAAUAUUCUACGCAGUCUACAUCUGGAUGGCCAAAUAUACCGUCUGUGAAUUUCUGAGACGACUGACCGGCAUGGUCUGGACGAGAACCUUCCAAGUGGCACUCCGAUCAAUCGAGUAUUUCCUCGCCAGUACACUCGCAGCUGUCAUCAUUGCAACCUUGGUCGAAUGUCACCCCUUCUCGCACUACUGGCAGGUCACUCCCGAUCCCGGUCCGUAUUGCAGGCUGGGAUAUGCCAACUUGCUCACAAUGGGCGUGUGUGACAUUCUCACCGAUGUGUUCCUUGUCGUACUCCCUGUAUCCCUAUUCCUGGCGUCGGCGAUGUCUGUCAUGCGCAAGGUUCAGCUCACCAUCUUAUUCGCUUCCUCCCUCCUCCUAGUCGCUAUCACAGGGUAUCGAGUACCAUCGGUCAUUCAAAAGAAUGGGAUUCAAAAUUUCCGUUCUCUAGUCGCCUCUUUAGAAAUUCUAGCGGCUACAUUCGUAUCCAAUUUUGUGGUCAUUGGCUCAUUCCUCCGCGACCGCGGUCUGAAAAAGCCAAAAUAUAGACGAGCAGAAGGUUCGCUUUCGGUGAUUGAUAGCGUCGAUCAUACAUCCAUCCGACGUUCUACUAUCACCAAACAUCAUUGGGGCAGUGAUGCGGAUAUAGUCAAUGGGCUGGGUAUCAGACUCGAUCCGGAGUUGCAUGCCACACAGCAGAAUAUUAUGCGUCCGGCGCCUGUUUUCAAAAGAUUCAGUAAUCAACAGCAUCCGCGCGAUGACACACCGCAGAGCGUUUCAGGGAGUAUAGAGGAUUACACGAUGACGGGUAGUUCGACAACAAGCAAGACCCUAACGGCUUUACCGCCGGCUUCAUUUGCAGAUAUCAAUGAUCCAAUGAUGAGUCCUAAAGCGCCACGACGAAGUGUCUCGUUUUACGAUGUGGGCGGUCUUUUGGACGAUUCUCCGUCACCACGGCAGCUUCAGCAGCCUCUGCACUCACAGCCACAGCCACAGUCUCAUCCUAUCGAGCUCAUCCGUCAUCAAACGGAGCCUAUUGGCUCAGCAGCAGCUCAUUCCCAUCCUGCCCAGAUCCAUUUUCGAGUGCCGCAAUACGCCGCACCACAGCUCGAAUAUGAUCGCGAUCAUCAUCACCCGGGCGCAGAAUUAUUCUUACAAGAUGUAGGCGGUCUCAUUACACGCCCACGAACCGAAUCAGACAUUACUACUACUACAUGCCACUCAAAAGAGAGUGACAUACAACACGAACAAUAA